AUGCUGCGCUAUGUUCAUCAUUUGGACCCCAUGCUGUCGCUGGACAACGCCAUGCAGGUGUACAGGGCAGCAGACAAAUACCAGAUUGAUGGCUUGCUCGAGUCCUGUGGGGCGUUCAUCGAGAAACACGUUGACCCCAGCAAUGUGAUGCAGGUCCUCGGGCUGUUUGAUGUGGCUUGCCGCCUGGGGCUGGAGCGGUACUCCAAGAGCUUCCUGGAAAUUCUGGGUGAGCUAUCGCGGGUGCAGACUCGGCAGGAGCGGGCAGGGAUGUCCUUGGCCACUUUGCUCAGCUUUGAUGGGCUGUGCAUCGACGAGGAGCGGUUGUGGCGCGCGCUGCGCUCUUGGGCUGAGCUGCGGGCGUGCGGCCGCCCAGGGCAAUAUUUGUUGCUUUCGGUGCCCCAGCAUCUGCCGAGCAGGAAGUACAAGGAGCAGCCAGAGCCAGUUUUGGAGGGGCUUCACUUUAUCGCCCAGGGCACUGGCUCCAGCGGUGGCCGGAAGUCUGCCAGCGUGGCUCCAAGCGAGCUUGCCCAGUCCCCAGUGCCCAGCUGGCAGGAUGCGAUCAGGCCCUUGAGGCAUCUCAUCCGAUUCCCGGCCUUGUCCGCUGCUUUCUUUGCGAAGGAGAUUUCGAAGAGCGGAGUGCUUUCCCACCAGGAGGUGGUCGAUAUCUUUUGUUUUCUGGCCCGAAAGCAGGCCCGAAAGCUGGAGCAAUGCGUGCCAAAUGGACCGUUUGCAUGCACAGAAACAGACACAGAUGCUCACCAUCAUAAUCACGUGCGCAUGCAUGAAGACGUGCGCAGCCCGGCAGAGCAACAAGUAAGUUGCCUGCAGGUGCACCAGGACAGCAGUGCUGCACUGCGCAGAUUCGCUGGAACACGCUACCAUUCAUGA
Effrenium voratum is the source of this 888-nucleotide messenger RNA. NCBI's taxonomy places the organism in Eukaryota, Dinophyceae, Suessiales, Symbiodiniaceae. The record is from the annotation of a GenBank genome assembly.